Molecule: messenger RNA, 1893 nt
Organism: Danio rerio (zebrafish)
Lineage: Eukaryota; Metazoa; Chordata; Actinopteri; Cypriniformes; Danionidae
Gene: cdin1
Product: CDAN1 interacting nuclease 1
Cellular component (GO): cytoplasm; nucleus
Source: RefSeq, marked validated
GUCGCGUGUGCUGCAGAACUGGAGCUUGUACAGUGUUAUUGGUGCUGUUUGUGUUGCAGAGUUGUGAAAUAUGGAUGCAGUGUCAGGCGGCAGCGCCACAGGAACAGGUGAACAGGUGAAUAAUCUGAGGAUCUGCAGGGCAGAAUACAGGAGCAUCAGCAGGUUUGUGGAGCAGCUGCGUCCCACACGGCAGUGCAUGAAGACCCUGCAGACGCACUUCACACAUCUCCCCGCGUCCACUCUGCUGAGCAUCUUCUCCCAGGAGUACCAGAAGAGAAUGAAGCGCAGUAUGGCCAGACAUCACUCUCCUGAGGUGCUCAGAGUGUAUUAUCAGAGGUAUCGAGAUGAAGCUGAGACCAGAGCCACAGAACCACUGCUGCUGGAGCUCGCUAACCAGGUGGAUCUAUCUCCAGCUCUUUUGGCUCGUCUGAUGCUGGAGUGUUUCCUAGAGGAGCGCAACGCUUCAGUCCCUUCCAGACAAGUCCUCAACAACAUGCUGCGUGAGCCGUAUUUAAUUCCAGAUCUGGUGUUAGCCAAGCACAUCGAGCAGUGCACAGUAAAUGACUGCUGUUAUGGACCGCUGGUCGACUGCAUCAAACAUGCCAUCGGUCUGGAACAUGAAGACACUCUGAGAGACAAACUCAGAGAGAGGAACCUGUCGUUUUUAGAUGAGAAUCAGCUGCGGGUCAAAGGAUACGACAAAACCCCGGACAUCAUCCUGGAGGUGCCGAUCGCUGUUGAUGGCCACAUCGUUCACUGGAUCGAGAGUAAAGCUUCAUUUGGAGAUGAUCACAGUCACAACACAUACCUGAACGAGCAGUUCUGGAGCUACUGCAACAGGUUUGGUCCGGGUCUGGUCAUCUACUGGUUCGGCUUCAUCUCAGAGCUGGACUGCCAGCGGGAGCGAGGGAUCCUGCUGAAGGACGGCUUCCCCACGGACAUCAGCAGCCUGUGUGCGGGACCCCAGCGCUGAGGACGGGGCGUUUCUGAUGGCAUGAGGAUCCGGAAGCAAUUUAAGCUUUCCUGCAGCCAGAGACUCUGACAAACAUGUGCUGUGAACUCCAUCUGAACCAUCUGUGUGAGUGUGUGUGUGUGUGUGUGUGUGUGUGUGUGUGUGUGUGUGUGUGUGUGUGUGUGUGUGUGUGUGUGCUGGUUACACUUUAUUUGAAGUCUCCUUAACUACUAUAUAGGUACAUUUCAACUACUCAUUGAAACUGCACAGUAAAUGCAAGUUUUUGUCUGGUGUUUGGUCCAGAUAUCUGUGAACUCUUAAAUAAAGAAGCAUUUUUAGAUGUGCACUAAAUAUAGUGUUGUUUUCAGAAAUGAUGUGCUAAAAUGAAGUGAGUUUUUAAUUAAAACAAGCUGAAUAAUCUGCCAGUGGGGGAAGCAGAAUAAUCUUAUGUGUAAAGGAAAAAGCCAGUGAUUUCCCUCACCCCACUGGCGGAUUAUUCUGCUUGUUUUAAGGUAAAACUCUCUUUAUUUUGGCUCAUUAUUUCUGUAAACAACACUAUAUUUUAUCCCUGUCUAUAAAAUGCUUCCUGAUUUAAGAACGUUCAGAUAUUUAUACCAAAAACAAGACGAACUCUCUAAGAAUACGUCAGUUUUACUGCGUUGUACUAAUAUUUUGAAAUCUUUUGCAUGUAAUUACAAUUUUUCCGUUAAUAAUUACACCCUCUCUUACACCUUAACCCACUCUUAACCCUUCCCAUAUCACUAAACCUGUCAACAACCCAACCCCGAUCCCAGAUUAAUAGCACCAUAACUGUUCUGCAAUGCAUUAUAAACAGGAGGAGUACAUUGUGCUGAUGUUUUGAUAGUAGUUAUUGUGACUUCAAAUAAAGUGUAUGAUUGUGUUACAUGCUGAUAUGGAAUAAAUAAAGAGUAUUCUUCGUA